AUGUCACUGCACCCAAGAUCGCUGCUGGUGUUCGGUGCGUCGAGCCCCACGGGCCAACAGAUUGUGGCCGAGGCCCUCCGGACCGGGUGGAAAGUUACCAUCUAUGGCCGUCGGAUCCUGCCGAUCCACGCCCAGAACGCUGAGAUUACAGCACUAGAAGGCACGCUACAAGAUGAAGCCCAACUCCACCGCGCAAUCCAGGGCCAAACUGCCAUCGUCUCCGUGCUGGGCCCGUCCGGAAUGACGAUAAAAGAUACCCCGUUUCCAGACUUCUACCGGCGCGUCUUCCGGCUGAUGCGCGAGUUGCAUGUCUCCCGCAUCCUCGCGCUGAGCACUUUCAGCGUCCCCCACCCGCGGGAUCGGUUCAGCCUCGCGUGCAGCGUGCUGGUGGGAAUGCUCCGGGUCCUGGGGCGCAGCGCAUGGCGGAAUCUCAUCGAGGUGGCGCGGGCGUUUGACGAGGACGCCCAAGACUUGGAGUGGACGUUGUUUCGGGUCGGGUUUCUGAAAGAUCAGGGGCCUGGGUUGGUGGUGGAGGGUUAUGUGGGUGACGGGGCGUUAGGGUUAGGGGUCAAUCGGUGCGAUGUGGCGCGGUGGGUGGUCGAGCAGGCGGCUCUGGAUCAGGCGGAGCAUGUGCGGGAUAAGCCGGGGAUCUCCUCCGCUUGA
This is a messenger RNA of Aspergillus aculeatinus CBS 121060, 663 nucleotides long. RefSeq names its product NAD(P)-binding protein. The record is from RefSeq and is a predicted model, not a curated record. NCBI's taxonomy places the organism in Eukaryota, Fungi, Ascomycota, Eurotiomycetes, Eurotiales, Aspergillaceae. The transcript has 2 exons. The coding region runs from base 1 to 663 and encodes 220 amino acids.